This is a messenger RNA of Acanthaster planci (crown-of-thorns starfish), 3798 nucleotides long. Its product is annotated as serine/threonine-protein kinase PLK1-like. NCBI's taxonomy places the organism in Eukaryota, Metazoa, Echinodermata, Asteroidea, Valvatida, Acanthasteridae. Gene Ontology annotation, molecular function: ATP binding; protein serine/threonine kinase activity; protein binding. Gene Ontology annotation, biological process: protein phosphorylation; mitotic spindle organization. The record is from RefSeq and is a predicted model, not a curated record. Gene Ontology annotation, cellular component: kinetochore; cytoplasm; centrosome.
UUCGUUGAAAGGUGAUCAUUGGCCGGCCGCCGACGUUACUGUUCGCAAGCCAACAAUAAACAUUGUGAUCCAUGACUUACAAUGGAGUAAAAUGUGACGAAUUUUUGGAAUAGUUGGUAUACAAACGCGUGACUUAGGUGUACGUGUGAAGAGAAACUUUACAGCCGGUCUCUUUACUUGGAGUUGGUGUUCAAAAACAUUUUCUGUCGAUCGGAGAGGUUUGGUUUGGUUUCACUGACGACUUUGCCGAAUCCAGAGUAUCGAUACGUGUACUCAUGUUGGCACAGCGGGAGGUGUGGCGAACGAGAGUGAGUAACCGACCAGUUGCCUAAGUGGAGUUAUUUGCUCUGUGGAAUACGGUUUUUCCGAUCGGAAUUCUUGUGGGAAAGCAACAACUGCUGCAAGCUAAGCUGAAGGAAAGAUCAUUGUAAUGGUCACGGGUUUGAUGAGAAGUCCAAGCAGUGUAUAUAACUUCCCUCUAACUGCAGUGCUUCACGUCUGGCAUUGUCAAUGCUGCCAGUUUUACCAGAGAAUGCAUCCCCACAGGCCCCCAGCCUUCCCCCGCCCCCACCGCCCCCCCACCGGGAGGGGGAUGUAGGCGGAAAGGGGGGAAGCCCCUCCCCUGGGAAGGGGAAACAGAACGGUUCCCCGACUACGGAGUCCAGUAAGCACCACUUCCACAUUGAGUUGCCAGCGGUUGUCAAGGAUCCCAAAACCGGAAAGUCCUACCAGAGGGGUCGUCUGCUUGGGAAGGGUGGUUUUGCCAGGUGCUAUGAGCUCAUCGACUUGGAAACCCGACAAAUUUAUGCGGGCAAGAUUGUGCCCAAGGCUCGCAUCGCCAAGCCGAUUCAAAUGGAGAAGAUGCAGCGAGAGAUCCACGUUCACUCCCUCCUCAAACAUCCCAACGUGGUGGGCUUCCACAGUCAUUUUGAUGACGAGGACAACAUCUACAUCAUCUUGGAACUAUGCAGCCGAAAGUCUUUGGUCCAGAUGCUGAAGUUGCGGAAGACCUUCACGGAGCCGGAGGUGCGCUACUUCAUGAAGCAGAUCAUCGAGGGAGUGCGUUACCUGCACAGCCACUGCGUGCUGCACCGGGACCUCAAGCUGGGUAACAUGUUCCUGACAGACGACAUGGGGGUCAAGAUCGGCGAUUUUGGGCUGGCCGCUAAGCUGGAGUUUCAGGGGGAUCGCAAAAGAACUAUGUGCGGGACUCCCAACUACAUUGCCCCUGAAGUCCUGGGCAAGAUCGGGCACAGCUUUGAGGCAGAUGUUUGGGCACUGGGUUGCAUACUAUACACCAUGCUCGUAGGCAAGCCACCAUUUGAGACCACAUCCCUCAAGGAGACGUACUCCCGGAUCAAGCACAACAAGUACAUUAUCCCCGACCACCUCUCCCCGGGGGCCAAGUCCAUCAUCACGGCCCUCCUCUCCUCCGACCCAGAUGAGCGGCCCCCGCUGGAGGCCAUCCUGGACCAUCCCUUCUUCACCGAGGGCUACGUCCCGGAUUCCCUGCCCCCCAGCUCCUGCACCACGGCCCCGACGUUCCCUGUCACCAAGGUGCUGAUCAGCGACAGCACGGGGGGGAUUGUGACCAACGACUUCUGCCGGUUGAAGCGGGAGAGCACGCUGCAGCGUCGGGAUGUGACGGCCCCCUUGGCCCAGCUCAAGAUGUAUUCGGACGGGAACGUCCCCAACACAAAACCAAAGUCUUCCUCAAGCGGAGCUGGUGCCAAGCAAGCAAGCACACCAAAGCUACGGACGAAGCACAACCAUGGGUCCAGGCCCAAGAUGCCCGUCACGACGGCACUAAAAAAUGUCAUGUCAACAGUGUCAGAGAAGAAAGCUGUCGUGAGCAGACCAUGCACUCCCGUUGCCAUAGAGACCGUCGCGGAGAUGCUGCAGACAUGCUUAGAACACUUGCCAAAGGGUGAGAAUCAGGGUACCAGCAAGUACAGGCCCCAACCGGGGGAGGUGCUGUGGGUCACCAAGUGGGUGGAUUACUCCAACAAGUACGGCUUUGGCUAUCAGCUCUCUGACCGGACCGUCGGGGUCAUGUUCAAUGACAAGUCCCGCAUUUCCUUCUCUCCAGAUCGGAGUUCAGUGCAAUACUUAUCCACAGACGACAAGGCUCAUUCAUUCAGCCUCUCGUCCGUUCCCUCGCGGCUGUCAAAGAAGGUCACCCUCCUGGACUACUUCUCAACCUACAUGGACGAACACCUCAUUAAGGGGCCAUCGUCAGAUCUUGCGAGCCCAACAUCACCCAUUGGAGAUUUGAAGGCGAGCGAAGCCAGCGAGUGCGCCAUACGUUCCCCGUCGCCCAAGAGGAAGGGAACAGACCAGUCACAGGCUGGGGGCACCCUCCAGCCGUGCCCGUACCUUGUGCAAUGGAACCGCACCCCAAAGGCGAUAGCGAUGUAUCUCAGUAACGGAACAUUCCAGAUGAAUUUAUUCGAUGACCACACCAAGCUGGUCCUGAACCACAAUGACAGCGACCACCUCAUCACCUACAUCAACGAGGAGCGCCUGGCCAGCACCUACCGGAUGGUCCAGGUCACGCACCACGGCUGCUCGGAUGCCAUCACCAAACGACUUCACUUGGCCCGGGAGAGGAUGCGGGAGAUGAUGGGCGUGGUCAGCGAUGCGUCGGAGGAGGAAGUGGAGGAAAGCACCGACCUAUAGGGGGAAAGGGCCAUGGGCAAGGGCAGGGCUGGACAUUACUGGGGGUAGUCAGAUGGAGGAAGGGGAAAUGGGCUGUGCCAGUAUUGGGGGGGGGUGGAUGAAUAUUAAGGUUUACAGCUAAAGAACUGUGGGAUGUUGUAGGAAGAGCUGAGAAGUUUGUAGAGGAGUCUGAAAAGGAAAAUUGUAGUAAGAAAUGGUGGGUGUGGCUAAAGAUACAGGAGGGGGUGAGAAUCCUUCAGGAUUAUAAAAAAGAGGAAGGGGCAUGGUGGAUUGAGCUUUCUCAUUGUGGGAGGUCGAGGAAAGGGCAGAUAUUUGGUGAAGGGGGAAAGUCUAUGGGCAUGGCCAUCAGUGUAUUUGGGGGUGGAAGGCUUUGAGGAAGGUAACAAAACAGUUAGUGGGCUGUGUUGUACCUGACAUUGAGAGUGGUUCCAAAGUUGAGCAUAAUUGCCGAAUGUGCAUGCAUCAUGCGAAAGAUGGUUUUACUCCAUGGCUUAGUACCUAAUGGAGAUUAUCUGGUUAUCCCUGAGAUGCAGUUCAGCAAGGAAUGCCCCCCCCAUUCCUCCAAAAUUCUCUACUUUGGAGGCACUAUCAAAGGGCAUCAAGCCCCAUGUGAAGUAACAGUGGCUGAGCUCUACCUUACUCAACAUCAUCCCAAAUCCUCCAAACUUUGGAGCAAACUUUGAACCACCUGGUAGUGCUUAGUAGCAUCAUUAAGCUCUCCUUUGCCCAAAUUUUACAUGCAACCAAAUUUUCUUUCGCGAAUUGAUGGUCCUCUAAUCUUAUUCCAACCGAAGAACUGUAUAAAUUGUAUGUAACUGAAUUGAAAUUACAGAUUGCUUGUGUAAUUUUUCUGUGAUAAAACUUACAAGAUGCAGAUUUUAUUGACGAUUUUUUUCCUGAAAGUGUAAGAGCUGUGUGUUCGGUUCUUUCCUGACUUCUACCGUGCAAUGUUUUUGAAGGGGAAAAUGCUACACUGAAUACUGUGUGUAAUCUGGAAAUGUUGAAGUGUAAUCCCCUUAAUGCCAAUUAAUCGUUCAGAAAAUUCUCCAAAAUCUAAAAAUCCAAAACUAGAAUUAUGCCAGACCUGCAAAUCUCACUCCAGCUUUAAAAGGAAAAAAA